This is a messenger RNA of Nilaparvata lugens (brown planthopper), 2023 nucleotides long. RefSeq names its product kinesin-like protein CG14535. Gene Ontology annotation, biological process: microtubule-based movement. NCBI's taxonomy places the organism in Eukaryota, Metazoa, Arthropoda, Insecta, Hemiptera, Delphacidae. Bases 1 to 1989 code for a protein of 662 amino acids. Gene Ontology annotation, molecular function: microtubule motor activity; ATP binding; microtubule binding. The record is from RefSeq and is a predicted model, not a curated record. The transcript is spliced from 10 exons.
AUGGUGGUUCAAAGACUGGACUGGGCGAUUGGCGGAGCAUGGAGUGAAUACACAGCGAAAGCAGAGUUCCCGUAUAAGAGCCAAACCAUGCUGGGCAAUACCGCAGGCUGCGGUCUCAUAGCAACGGCCAUCACAUGGCUGUACAAGGGGGUGUCUGAGCACAGGCAAAGGACCAAGGCCAGAUUCGGUAUCAGGGUUUCAGCCUUGGAGCUCACCAACAGGCGGAGAGAUCUGCUCGCUUCUUAUGCCAGUGGUCCAGCCAGCCGGAGUAGAUUACAUUUGAUCGACCUUGGAGGUGGCGUCAAUGUUGAGCAAAAAUUAGGUAGAGGUGAAAUGAUUCUGCCUCCUUCUGCCAUCGGCAAUAUCCUGCUGGCCAUUCUCAAUGGACACAAGCACCUUCCACAUAGGGACCAGAUAGUAACACAAACGCUUAAACAGUGUCUAGGAUCGCUUAGAUGCCAAGCUGUGAUCAUUGCACACAUAUCAACCGCUAAAAUGCACCAGACUGAUACAAUAGCAACCGUACAACUCGCAUCCAGAAUACACAGACUGAGGCGAAGGCGAUUCAAGGUGGGUCACCCGUCACAGGCGGACGACGCGGAGAGGAGCCCAGUGGAGACAGUGGACCCGUCGAGCAGCGAGCAGAGUGCUGACACCGUCAUCUACGUGGGCCCCGGCGGAGAGACAGAGACCGACGGCGAGCAUCCUCCCAUCUACAUGUCUCGUCUCCUCCCGCCCGGAUCACCCCAGAGGAGCAUAUCCAAAAAUUCAAGCAGAUCAACGAAAUCGUCACCAUGCAAGUCGAAAUCGAAGCCGCUUCUCGACGGCGGCGAGGAGCAGUGGGUGGACGGGCCGAAAAUCUCGAAGUCGCGGCUGGUGGAGGCCAGGAACCAGCUGCUACAGAAGGACAAGCGGGGCCACAAGGAGAUGUGGGUGGACGGCCCAGCUAGCCAUGUCAUGGACUUCUCAAAACGCAGCAUGAUCCGCAAGUGGGUGGAGAACCAGACGAUGCAGACGCAGAGCAGGCGCCGCGAUAAGGAGAAGGGCAAGUACAAGGAGAUGACCGUGUUCAAGACGUGUGAGGACCGGGGCCGCGCCAGUGGUCAGGAGGACAGUGCCGCUGAGGAGGAAGCGCCCGUCACAGCUACGGCCACCGAGACCCCGGCUGCGCAGCGCAGUGCGGAGAUCGGCAAAGUGGUGCCAAUACAAAGGCUGCAGGCGAUUGGUCAAGACAUGCCUGAACCGGAGAAACCGAGCAACGACAAUCAUGAAAUAGAAUUAGAUAAUGGAGACGAUUUGGAUGAGAAGUCAGACACGUCCUCUGAUCAGAAAGAGAUAAUGUUGGAUGUUGAUGAAGACAUCAUAACUGACGAGGAUGACGAAAUAAUAAUAGUGGAGGAGCCAACUGAGCUUGUGCCGAUGCAAGACUGUUGCUUACAGGUAACUGAGGAGGACAUUGCGCUGAGUAUGGGAGAGUAUAUUGAGAACCCGCUUCCCGAGGUGGAUCAGGAGGAUCAUCCACUGAAACUUCUGAGUGAGGAAAAUUUGUCUGUUAUGUCAUCUUUGGGAGAUCAAGGACGUCUCGAGCGAUGGCAAUCUCUAUCAGACCUCUGUCCGCCGGAAGACGACACAGCGAGCAUCUUGAGCGAACCGCUCUACCACUCCGACGGAGUCUACUGCCAGAAUUGCCGACUGAACAUCACGCCGUCGCGGAAUCACGUGCAUCUCAACUCACUCAACAGACUGAGCAAGAGCAUUUCCCUGCUGAGGCACCCGGAUGGAUCCUCCAACCCCAACUUGUCCAAACUGGACGACGGCUGGAGCAAGUCCAAUGAGCUUGAUUUGGAUCACGACAAUAAGUUCAAAGACGAGUUCGAUGCUUUGUCCAUUCCACCCCUGCCGCCUCUGCAGUCCACAAUGAUCAGCUUAUCAAGUGCUGGAUUCAAAUGCACUGGACGUUCUUCGAAGCCAUCUCUAUGGCAGGUCUAAACCAAUCACAGUGCAUAGAAAUAGCACCAAGACG